AUGUCCUGCGGCGGGGCGCGCAGGCGCGAGCGCAGCCCCGCGGCCGAGUGCGCCGACAACCGCUCCUCGAGGUCCUCGAGCGUCGACUUGAACGCGCGCACCACGCGCAGCUGCAACCGAAACCGUGCUCACGUCCGACCCGACACCGACCCGCUCCGCCCCGCGCGGUCCGACCCGCCCGCGCUGCCCACUGAGUGUGGCGUGGAUCCGGCGACCGGGUGGCUAGGGCACGCUGGGGAGAGGCUGGAGCACGCUAGGGGCACGCUAGGGUGGUACCGUGAGCGUCCGUCGCACGCAGCGCGCCGGCACUCGCCGCGCCCGCCACUACACCUCGGUCUCGAGCACGGGCCGGGGCUGCCAACAACAUCGCUCUACCACGCGCGCCUCGCCCCACUCCACACCGUCCUACACCGCAGCCCUAGCUUUACACCGGCUCCGACAGACAGGGGACUACCCUACACCCACUACUCGCCCCCACAUCGGCGAACGUGGAAUUACUUAGCACCAUUUUAG
Molecule: messenger RNA, 513 nt
Organism: Leptosia nina
Lineage: Eukaryota; Metazoa; Arthropoda; Insecta; Lepidoptera; Pieridae
Source: the annotation of a GenBank genome assembly